AACCUGGAUGCCUUGGAUAAGAAGUUUAUACUUGACAUCAUUUCUGGAUGCAUUGAGCAUAAAAAGUUAUUGGAUGUUGUCAUCAAUGUCUUUUAUGCUCAGAAUGGGAAAUGCUUACUGAAGGCUGAUCGUAACCAGUUUGCCAGUAAGUUCAUCACAGAAUUUUAAAUAACUCAAUUCUAGAUAAUGUUUUCAAAAUGGUAUAACAAACACAUGAUCUGACCAUUUGUCGCUUCUAUAUUUGCCAAUUUGUGUUCCACAGUAAUCUGUUACUUCAGCAUGUUCCUCCUUGAUGACCUUGGACUUUAAAAAGAUGCACAAAGUAAGAAACACAUUGUCUGUGGUCUAAUGGCACCAAAAUGCAAUUAUUUCACAGUUUGUGGUAAUUUUAUGGCUCAUAAAAUAAAUCAACUUUCUCUGACAAUCUUUGGGUUUGGUAAGUGAAAAUUCCUGGGGCUCAGUGUUUUUCUUGGUGGCUUUCUUGAGUUGACUCCUUCGAGAGAUUCUGGCUGCAAACUGAGCCAUCAGAAUCUCAAUCUCAGGGCUCCACCUAGUGGGGGAAAUGUGUAUAUAUUAGAAAAAGAGAUGACAAGACAGUAAAGACAUGAAAAAUAAAACAAAAUGAAAGAAGACAGCAUGAGUGGGGAUUCAAUGUCUUUAGGUAUAACCUGAAUGCCUUUACAGUUCUGUACCUUAGCAGUGGGGCAAUCCCGUUCCUCUUCAUAUAGGCAGCAUCAUAGAUCUCACUCCACUCCCCCUGGAUCCAGGUACUGAGGUUUGUGAUGUUGAAGUGCUCUCAAAUGAUACAGAAAUAAUAGACAGUAACAUUUGUCUAUGAGCGUCUUUGCGUAUACCCCUGUGUAUUUGUAUAUUUCCACCAGACUAACAACCUGCCCAUCAGGCUAAACAUAACGGCCAUCCUGCGAGAGGGGGCUCUGUAUAACCGUCAGGUGUAG
Molecule: messenger RNA, 956 nt
Organism: Coregonus sp. 'balchen'
Lineage: Eukaryota; Metazoa; Chordata; Actinopteri; Salmoniformes; Salmonidae
Source: the annotation of a GenBank genome assembly